AUGGCUGACCCUGAAUCAACAAAGCUUGCCCCCGAGGCCCUUAUCUCCAAGUUCCAAGUGGAAAAGCUCCUCAAACAGGACCAACAUGGCCGCCGAAUUUCCCUCCUGGGCACAAUUGAUGGAGAGCAGGGCAUCCUAACUGCUGAGCGUGCUGCCUUUGCCACAGAAUCUCUCUCGGUGCUUCAAGCCUUCCAUGCCGCAAUUACACGGGUCAACAAUCUAGGUGAUAACGAUAUCUAUCGUUGGUACCUCGCCUCAUCCAAUGGCAAAAGCACAGCCGAUCAGGCCCCUACCCCUGCCGAAGCAGCAUCGUAUAUUCCGCCUCAGCAAGAUCUCAAACUAAACCUCAUCUGGCCAUGCACAGCAUCCCACAUCAAGAAGUACUCCGACCAGCAGCUGCGCAUGGUCACCGAGACUCCGGCCAUCUACCGUGACCAUGUCCGUCCGUAUAUGCAAGAAAAGCGCGAGGAAGGGCGGUUGAACUGGGUGUUUAACAUUCUUGAAGGACGCACCGAACAAGAAGAUGUCAUCAUGCGAGAUGAUGGACAAGGCCCCGACGAUGCUUUCUUGAUGCUGCCCGAUCUCAAUUGGGACCGCAAGACAAUGGGAUCGCUGCAUCUGUUGGCACUUUUGCACAGACGCGAUAUUUGGAGCUUGCGUGACCUGAAGAAAAGUCAUGUACCUUGGUUGAAGUACUUACGGAAGCGUGUUCUCGAAGCCACGGUCUCCAUGUAUCCAAAUUUGGAGGAAGACCAAUUGAAGCUCUAUGUUCAUUAUCAACCGACCUACUACCACUUCCACGUUCACGUGGUGAAUGUCAUGCUUGAGGCUGGUGCAACACAGGCUACUGGUAAAGCAUUUGGAUUGGAGAAUCUGAUCUCGCAGCUCGAGACUUUGACUGGAGGGGAGGAUGCCAGCUUGGCGGAUGUGGACUUGUCAUACCAUUUGGGAGAAGCAAGUGAGCUGUGGACAGGCAUUUUUGGGCCCUUGAAGGAGGGAAAAGAACCCGGCCAAUAG
Messenger RNA from Penicillium salamii, 1017 nucleotides. Lineage: Eukaryota; Fungi; Ascomycota; Eurotiomycetes; Eurotiales; Aspergillaceae. The record is from the annotation of a GenBank genome assembly.